CCGGAAGAAUGACGAAUAUGAACAAUCAGUUCACAGCGUCUGACAAAUCCGCUCCUGUUCAGACCCUGACAGAGUCAUCUUCCUCCGCUCUCGUUUUCUGUCUCGCCUAACAAAAACAUUGGAGCGACUAUUAAAAAAAAAUGAAUGUAUUUCACCGGCAAGCACUUUCUAAACACACGGUUGUCUUGGUGUUCGUGCUGAGCGCCGCUCGCUGCUGUCAAGCGUUCAACUUGGAUGUGAGGUUUCCAGUCGUCAAAGAGGGAAAAACAGCUGGCAGUUUGUUUGGACUUUCUGUUGCACUACACGAGCAGGUCGUAAAAGAGAAACGACACCUACUUCUUGUAGGAGCACCGAAAGAGAAAGCAGAGUUGGGAGUGUUGGCCAAUGAGACUGGAGAUGUAUAUGCCUGUCCAAUCACUGCAGACCGCAAUGACUGCAGAAGACUGAACCUUCUCAAAUCAAAUUCUGACGACAUAUCAGACACAAAGGACCCUGGGGUGGAUGGGAUGUGGCUAGGUGUGUCGAUAGCCAGUCAGAGUCAACCAGGGGGCCGUGUACUGGCUUGUGGCCAUCGUUAUAUACGGACCUUUGAAAGCAACUUUCGGAUGAUUGGGAAGUGCUAUGUUCGCGGAAAUGAUUUACAGUAUGACAGCACAGACUCUCAAUGGCAGUCAAACAGUGAGAUAUGUAACCCCAGAGAUGAUCAGACUAAUGAAGGCAUGUGUCUUGCCGGAAUGUCUGCUGCCAUCACUCAGACAGAGAUUUUCUUGGGUGCACCUGGAUGCUUCAACUGGCAAGGAAAUACAUUUUCAGUCUGGUAUAACCCUGAAGAUGAGUUUGAUGAAGUGAGGAGCAAGGUUCCAGACAUUAAAAGAGGGAAUAUUUACAUUGGUUACUCUCUAGCUGUGACUCAAGAUGUGUUAAGCAAAGACAAGGACACAGUGGUAACAGGAGCUCCAAGAGAUGAAGCCAUAGGAUCGGUGACGUUGGGUGAAGUUAUUAAAAAGGGUAGUGGCACUGGGGAAGUCCAAAUAAAAAGCAGUGUCUUGGGGGAACAAGUUGGAUCCUAUUUUGGCAGCAGCAUUGCUGUUGUUGACCUUAACAAUGAUGGUUGGAAGGAUCUGAUUGUUGGAGCCCCUUUCUAUUUCGACCGGAAAAAAGAUGAAGGCGGGGCAGUGUAUGUCUAUAUGAACCAGAACGGGUCUUUUGGUCGCAAAGCUGACGUGGUCCUCACUGGGCCAAAGGGCUCAGCUUUUGGCAUGGCUGUUGUUGCUAUUGGUGAUGUUAACCAGGAUGGCUUUCAGGAUUUUGCUGUUGGUGCUCCAUAUCAUAGCACAGGAAGAGGAAGAGUGUCUAUAUGGAUGGGCAACAAAACGGGUAUUUCCCAAAAGCCUAGUCAGGUCAUUGAAGGAAAAGACAUCCCAGGUGGUGGAUUCCAAACAUUUGGCUAUUCCAUCAGUGGUGGCAUGGAUGUGGACACAAACAGUUACCCAGACAUAGCAGUGGGGUCAUUAGAUGAUCGUGUGGUCGUGCUAAGAGCACGUCCUGUGAUUCACCUAAACAAUAUCUUCGCUGUGACACCAGUGGUUAUCAGCCUAGAAGACUGUGAUGCCUGUAUUGAAGCAAAAGUCUGUUUCUCCUACACAUUCAGCACUGGCAGUGCCACAUCCCAGAAGAGUAUUACUUUGCAAUAUACGGUGGAAGCCGAUCAGCAAUCGUCUCGGAGCCCUCGUGUUCGUUUCCUUGACAACAAAGAUGGCAAAUACACUGGCAAAAUGUCUGUUAAUCCGUCUGGAGAUUGCCAUUCUUUGAAACUCGAUCUAGUGUCCAAGACGGUCAAAGACAAGGUUGCUCCGAUAGUUUUCCUUCUGAGCGUGUCUUUGGUGGAGCCUCCUCCCUCAGGCGGGCAGACGUUGGAAGACCUCAGUGCUUUUCCUGUGAUCAGCCAAAAAUCCGCUCUGACUAGCAAAACUGAGAUUCACAUUCAAAAAGCCUGUGGAUCAGAUAACAAAUGUGAGAGCAACCUUCAGAUGACGGCAGCAUUCACAGAUGAGCAGAACAAGCCGUUCCCCACGCAGGACGGCCACCAGGUUUUCAGCUACACUACUGACAAAAAGAAGCUGAAGUUGAUGGUGAGUGUGUCCAAUGUUCCAUCGCAGGACAGGAAAGGUGAAGACGCUUACUUUGCUGUUCUAAAUGUCACCAUUCCCACCUCGCUCAGCUUCUCCAGCAUAAACCCAAAGAACCUGAAUGUUGAAUUGUCUCCUGGGGUGCCUUAUCUUCUGUGUACACUGGGGGACCCCUUCAAAAGCAAUCAGAGGGUGGAGAUUGAGAUCACCUUUGAAACGACAGGAAUCACAAUAGACAUGCUGGAGUUUCAGACUGAGCUGCAGCUCUCAACGUUGAGCAAUCAGAGUGAUCUACAGCCCCUGUUGAGAGUGCUGAUGGUGGAGUACAACCUACAGCCCAUCUUUAAUAACCCUCAGCCCUCAGAGUGUAGAACGGAAUUCAGUGGAAAAGUAAUAGGAGAGUCAGCCAUGAAAAGUACCAGUGACAUUGGUAGCCCAGUGGAAUUCAACUUGACGGUGUCUCUUCCUGGAAAACCUCUGGGAAAUCUGGGGUCUCUGGAAGUGGUUUUUCAGUGGCCUUACGCUGUGGCUAAUCAGAAGUGGCUGCUUUAUCUGACAGAGAUUCAGAUGACAGGAACCUCCAAGCCAUUCUGUGUCCCUGAAAAUAACAUCGUAAACCCCCUUAAACUCACUGUGUCAGAGCGCAAGACUACAAGGAGGAAAAGAGACGAGUCCUCCUCAGAGUCUGAACAGUCUGAACCGCAGGCCCUCCCGAACCCGCGGGCCGUCCAGAGGAAACCGCCUGCCAACCUGAACUGUGACACGGGUAGUGCCCUCUGUCAGACAUUCACCUGCCCUUUGCUUGGCAUGGACACCUCGGCCAUUCUCACGGUCAGAGCACGCGUAUGGAACAGCACGAUGCUUGAGGACUACAAUGGUGUAAGAGUGCAUGUGGCUGGUAGUGCUACACUGAGUCUAAAAACAGACAAACCAACCAUCAAGAUGAGCAAUUACACCCGUGAGUUUACAGUAGCUAUAGAACCUGCAGAAGCAGAAGAGCUUAAGUAUGAAGUGCCUCUGUGGAUAAUCAUUGUGUCCGCAUUGGCAGGAGUGAUUCUGCUGGGUCUGAUUGUCAUUUUACUGUGGAAGUGUGGUUUCUUCAAGAGGGCCAACACCAGAGAGCUUUAUGAGGCCAAGGCCCAGAAAGCAGAAAUGAAAACACAGCCAUCUGAAAAUGACCGCCUUACAGAAGAGGACUGAGAUUUGCUGGCCUUUGUGGGCCUCUGACACAAAUAGUGAAUUCAGUGGCUUUUUUUAAGCGGGCUGCCUACUUCCGAACUAUGCCAAAAUACCAAGGCGUGAAGAUCUGUAAGAAGGAACAGUACCAGGUAAACCAGGGCUUUUUGAUUGUGGACACCACAAGCAAUACGAAACACUGGAUCACACGCUGGACCGAAAAGACACAGUACUACUGAUGAAAGCACUCUUAAACUGUCUCCGUUGGACCUUGGACUUUACAGACGUUUAUUAGACGUUCUGGAUUAGAACUUCUUUUGGAUAUCAGAUGUAAUUGAACAUGUUUGUUCAAAACUGUCGAACAUGAACUCGUUAUGCAGAAGACACUGUGUGAGAUUACAUUUUGAUGCUUGUUUUGGUACCAUUUUUUUCAACGGAAUGCAUGUAUUAUGUUUGCUGACGGGCUCAACAAUAAGGAUUUUUUCUGCUGGCUCAGUAGGUCAGAUUUGUGCUUGGCCUGCCAACAUUUUCACUGUCACCCACCACAAAGGAAUGAUCCGUUUUUAUAUUUACGCUCUUAAAAAUAAAGGUUCCUUAUUGGCAUCUGUGGUUCCAUGACAUCUUUAACAUCCAUGGAAUCUUUCCAAUGCACAAAAGGUUCUUUUUAGUGGAAAUAUAGUUAAGUAAUAGUUUUUUAAAAGGUUUUUUACACUAUGAUAUUUUCCACUGAAAGGUUCUCUGGGGAACCCAAAAUAGUUUUUUUAUGAAAUCGCGGUAAUCCUUUAUUUUUAAGAGAAUUGCAAUGUGUUUUUACCGUAUUUUUAAUUUUUAUUCAUUAAAAUUCCUUUAUCACAACUCCAGAAAGACAACAUGCAACAAGCUGGAAAUUCUAUAGCUAAAAUAUACUGUAAUUCAUUUAUGCUAAAAAACAAUGGCUUCAGAAACAAUUUGGUAACACUUUACAAUGAGGUCUUUACAAUUAGUUAACAUUAGUUAACAUGAACUAAGAGUUAACAAUACUUCUACACAUUAGUCUUAGUUAAUGUUUAUUUUAGCAUUAACUAAUGCAUUAUUAAAAUCACAAGUUGUUAACAUUAGUUAAUGCACUGUGGACUAAUGUGAACUAACAAAGAACAACUGUAUUUUUACUAACAUUAACAAAGAUGAAUUAAUAGUGUAAUAAAUGUAUUGUUCAUUGUUCGUUUAUGUUAGUUAAUACAUUAACUAAUGUUAACAAAUAACACCUUAUUGUAAAGUGUUACCAACAAUUUGAACUCAGAAAUUGCUAGGAAGUAAGUACAAAGAAAUGAGUAACACUGAAUUAAACAUGACAUUUUGAAAUAGACUGAAAUAGUAUCUUCUUGGCAUACUCCAGUAAUCCUUUUUUAAAAAACUUUUUCAUUUUUACAGUGUACAGUCGAAAACAUAUUGGCGUUUUCAAGAUGAAGAUUAUCCCAACUCUUUUUCUUUUGUAACAAAAGCUUGCGUUUGUUAUCCAACUAGAAUGUAGAAUACAACCGAACGCUUAAAUGUGAAAAGCAUAAAAAUGUAUGUCCAAAAUCAAUGAUUGUGAAUUUGUGAUUGUGUCAGUCAUCCACUUUUCUAGUGAAUCAUCCUUGUUGUUAAGCUCUGUGUUAUGUUUGAUUCUUUCGCAUUUAUCUGUGUGAGGAAUUGUAUGUGCCCUAACUGAGAAUAGCACUGUAUUUUUUCUCUUUCGACUUUUUCGAUAGUGCUAAAAUCUGUUGCCCA
Labeo rohita (rohu) is the source of this 5054-nucleotide messenger RNA. RefSeq names its product integrin, alpha 3a (gene itga3a). Bases 141 to 3329 code for a protein of 1062 amino acids. Gene Ontology annotation, molecular function: integrin binding. The record is from RefSeq and is a predicted model, not a curated record. NCBI's taxonomy places the organism in Eukaryota, Metazoa, Chordata, Actinopteri, Cypriniformes, Cyprinidae. The transcript is spliced from 26 exons. Gene Ontology annotation, biological process: leukocyte migration; cell-matrix adhesion; cell-cell adhesion. Gene Ontology annotation, cellular component: integrin complex; external side of plasma membrane.